Molecule: messenger RNA, 3332 nt
Organism: Bactrocera oleae (olive fruit fly)
Lineage: Eukaryota; Metazoa; Arthropoda; Insecta; Diptera; Tephritidae
Source: RefSeq, a predicted model, not a curated record
ACAUAAAUAACAAUCUGACACAUCACCGUUCAGUUAUUGUUUAUUUUUUAGGUUGAAAUAAUGUUUUUCGUGAUCUAAGUGAAUACAAUUUGUAUUUUGUUUCCAAUAUCUUUAAAAUGAAAGAUAAUACAAUGGAACUACAAAAACCAAGUAAAACAAGUCUGUUGAAAUUGAUGAUUUUACGCGCUUGGCGUGAACGUUGGAAUGUUGCGCUUUGGGGUACCAAUAUUAAGCGAGUGCUUCCACGCGGAGUUAGUGGUGAUGCUUAUAACUUAGCUGAUUGUAUACUACAGCAAUCUUUGGUGGGCUCAAAUGCCAAUCCGUUAAUAUUAAAUUAUUUAAAACACUGUCUCUGUGCAAAUUUGGUCUCACAUGCCGCUGUUUUACGACGGAUAUCGAAAUACGAUAAUUUCGAUCGUGUUUAUUGCAUCACCGCGUUAUUAGAAUUCCUAGAAGAUGUUAUGGAUGGUGUAACAUGCAGAAACAAACCAGAAGAGGCUAUAUUACCAAACGCAAUUGCUUCAUUAGUAUAUUGGAUAAUGCAAAUAGUUGCUAUGAUCAUGAAAAACUAUGAAAUUGGCGGUGAUAUUACCGCUGAACAAUCAUAUAUGUUUGAACGGACAUGCAUUAUUGUCGACAAAUUUAUAUCCAAUCAAUACUUGAUGGGCAUAUUUUAUAUCGGUUGUUAUGAUGAUAUUGAAGUGUAUGGUAAAAUCCGUGACAAAUACAAUGGCUUUAAGAAUAUACUAACCAGUAGCCAUUUAUCGUCGCGUAAUAUGUCUAUAGCACAAUCGCUGCAACAGCUGGCAUAUUUAGAUGCUACCAAGUUAACUAUGCCACGUCUACAUUCAAAAGGUGUGGAGUCAAUAAGCUACUGCGUACAACCGCUCUUGGCGGUGGAAGUAUUAUUAAAUCCAUGUAAUGACACAUCAUACUUUGUCGCUGAGCUGCAAAUGAUACAGCGGCUCAAAAACUAUUCACUCACGCGUUUAAUUUACGAAAUUGUGCGCGCGGGCUUCAUUUCACUGAGUAAUGUCGUGGAAGUUAGCCGUGACACAUUGUGGGGCGCAUUCACAUUCUUCAAAGUACCACACAUCAUCAAGCAAUUGCAUACACUUCAACGUUCGAAUGAUGAGCAAACACCCACCGAUCAUAUCCCUGAGGUAGUUGAGGCUUUUGAGCUGCUUUUAGAAGAUAAUUUGCUGCUCGAUUUAAUGGAUACGAAGUGCUCGUGCAAUAUUAUAGAGUAUUUAUUGAACGAUUGGACUAAGCAACAUCUGGUGACUGAUGUGCAUGUUAAACAUUUUGCUACACAACGAGAGAGCACGUCAUUGAUGCUUCAAAAACGUGAAACAGGCAACCAAGCUUUGUCAAUAAUUAAUUUCAUCAUACGCGCAGAAGUGCCGCUAUCCGGUGUACUUAAGACACUAAGCACCGAUUACAACAAAGUGCAGGAAGCGCUAUUAGGUGUGCUCUGCCAAGUUUUAGUCGGUAACAGUUUCGAUUUGAUAUUGUCUGUGGCCACAGUAGAAGGUCGUUUAAAAACUUUCGUUACACGACUGAUACAGUGUAAUGAAAAUUCGAAACAGGUUCCCGGUGAAAUUGGUAAACCCUCAAUUAUACGUUCAACACUUUUUGACGUGUCAUUCCUCAUGUUGACAUUUAUAGUACAAACCUAUGGAUCUGAUGUCGUUUUAUCGGAACAUGGUGACUCCUUCUUCGAGAAGUGGGUGCGUGAAUGCAUGGCUGAACGUAAUAAACCGAAAAAUCCACGUAAUAUGAUUGCACUCUGCGACGAACAAAUUGUGGAUGAAUUGUUAUUAAGUUUGCGAAGCCCCGAAGCACAACAUAAAAACAGCAAUCUCACAUGGCAAGAUAUAUGCUUAAAUCUGCCGGGAGUGCUCAAUCAUGUGCUUAUUGCAUGGGAAAAAGACAUACUUACAUCGACUGAUGUGAAGAGUAUAUUAGAGAAUAUCAAACGUAGAAUGUUCUCCUUCUCCGUGUGCGCUACUUCAUUUUUAUGCGCUUAUAUGUAUUCAGUUCGUGAGAAUGAGCUGCUCAAGCCAUUAAAUAUGAUACAACAAUUUUUAACACCACUCAGCAGUGAAGAGAUGGCUUCACAGGAAAAUGUAAAAGAGCGCCUGGGCUUGUCUUUUCAAAUAAUACGUAAAAUGCAACAAGAUGCACAUCCCUCGGGCAAUACCAAAUCACGUAGUAUAACGCUCACACAGAAUUUGGUGUCGCAAACACCACUUUCUGAUCAGUUUCGUGAGGUGUGGAAAACGGUGACAGAGCAUGGCUGGUUGCCAGUAAUGUCCGCACAGGUGUUGGAGUCUUUAUUGCAGUCUGGCGGCCCAACUUGGUUAACAAGACAUUUGGUACAAGAAAUAAUGACCUGCAAAUAUACAAAGGACAUGAUGAAGACUAUGGAUAUAGUAUUUGCUAUUUUACACUUGGACAUUGAACGCAACACUGAGGCGCUACUGAAGGACGUAAUUCCAUCAUAUGCGCAUCAAAUGGUUGGCGGAGAAAUAAAUGAACCUCAGUCACAUGUUCUGGCUUUGCUCUCCGUAUACUGCAUUAUAUCUGCACUGGAGCAUCGUCAAGGUGCUAUUGGUAACUUACAACAAAAGCGUACGCGCACGCCUAGUGAAGCCGAUUGCAACAGCGUUGAUUUGGAUUUAAAUAAUGUACCGAAAUUACGAAAACUGAAUCAGGAAGCCGGUUCAGAUAACUCUUGUUCGAAUGAUUUCCUUAGUGACACUCAUCCCCUAUUGUCAGCUGCCGGUGUUGUUAGUAAUGUUGAUAAUGCUGGUCCGACGGUUUCCCGCGAUGCAGCCCGAUCCGCAAAUCUUAAAGAGCCAUUGCAAUCUAGUGUACAACAUAUCUUUAAAGUAUUACAGAAGUUUGUAACAUCGGACGAGUUGACACCAAAAGUGUAUUUUACAUAUCGUUUUAUUUCUUUGCUGGUCGAGUGUGGUGGAGAGCGUAUACGGCCGGUACUCAAAUUACUGCCUACACAACUCGUUCAAAAUCUACUCAAAAUUAUGGUAACCGAGGAUAUUAGUGUGGGCUUGAUAUGUCGUGAAUAAAAACCGUGACGUCCAACCUGAUGACCCAACUCUCAACAGAACAACCGAAAUUUCUUAGUGGACAUAAGGUAAACAUAAACCCGAAUCGUUCCAUUUACCUUGACUAGUUAAAGAUUUAUAUACAAUGGAAACUAUAUCCACUGUUUUAUGAUCAUUACUAUUUAAAAAGCCUAAAGCUAUAUUCAUCCGCAUUCUUAUAUGCAUACUGAAAUUACGGAAAUAAGUUUUUAUUAAAGAUAC